ACCCAACCGGAAGGGGAGGGGGCGGGGCAGGAGGCGGGGCUCACACUGGAGGCUCUGAAGAGAGGCUCCAGAGGAGGGCGGAGGGGGAGGGCCAGCCCCAAGGGGCAGGGCGCGGUAACCUAAGCGGCCGCAGAGGCCUCCGGGAACCCGAAAGUGAAGAUCGCGGCCAGCCUCCUCCUCCACUUCCAAAGCUUUUCCCACCUCGGCUCCGUAGCCGGCGGUGGAUCUUCCUCCGCCCCGCGCCUCCAGCCUCGGUUACGAGACAAGACCAGGAAAAGAUGGAGGAGUUUCACCAGAUGGACUCACUGGGGCUGCUUUGCUGCCUCUACAGGGAGCCUGGAGUCUCAGGGAUGGCCUUGGAGAGGGACAGACUCCCAGCCCAGGAGGCUGUGACAUUCAAGGAAGUGGCUGUGGACUUCACUCAGGAGGAGUGGCGCCUCUUGUCCCCUCCCCAGAAGGAGCUGUACAAGGAGGUGAUGCUGGAGAAUGCCCGGAACCUGCUCUCUGUGGGGCUUCCAGGUACCCCAGAAGACAUGAUCUCUUCUUUAGAGCAGAGGGAAGCCCCGUGGAUACUGGAGCAGGAAGGCCUGAGGAACUGCUGCCCAGAGAAUUCACACUGGGGAGAAACCUUAUGAAUGCAAGCGGUGUGAAAAGACAUUCAAUAGGAUAUCCAGUCUUGUUCAACAUCAGAGAACCCACACUGGGGAGAAACCUUAUGAAUGCAAGCAGUGUGAAAAGACAUUCAAUAGCAACUCCAGUCUUGCUGCACAUCAGAGGAUCCACACUGGGGAGAAACCUUAUGAUUGCAAACAAUGUGGAAAGACGUUCAGUCGUAGAGACCAGCUUGCUGUACAUCAGAGAACUCACACUGGUGAGAAACCUUGUGAAUGCAAGCAGUGUGGAAAGACAUUCAAUAGCAACUCCAGUCUUGCUCACCAUGAGAGAAUCCACACAGGGGAGAAACCUUUUGAAUGCAAGCAGUGUGAAAAGACAUUCAGCCAUAAAGGCCAGCUUGCUGUACAUCAGAGAACUCACACUGGUGAGAAACCUUAUGAAUGCAAGCAGUGUGGAAAGACAUUCAGUCAGAGCUCCUCUCUUACAGCACAUCAGAAAAUCCACACUGGUGAGAAACCUUAUGAUUGCAAGCAGUGCGGAAAGACAUUCAGUCAGAGCUCCCAUGUUGCUCAACAUCAGAGAAUCCACACUGGUGAGAAACCUUAUGAAUGUAAGCACUGUGGAAAGACAUUCAGUCAGAGCUCCCAUCUUGCUCAACAUCAGAGAAUCCACACUGGUGAGAAACCUUAUGAAUGCAAGCACUGUGGAAAGACAUUUGUUCGUAGCUCCAGUCUUUCUGUACAUCAGAGAAGACAUACUGCAGAGAAGCCUUAUGAAUUCAAGUAGUUCAGAAAGACAUUCAGUCAGAGCUCCCAUUAUGCUGCUAUACAUCAGAUAAUCCACACUGGGGAAAUGUUUACAUGUGAAUCCAGUCUUGUUAUUAAACUCAAUUGUUUCUUGUAAUUUGGCACAUAUCACCAAUUAAAUAUUAAGUCCUACCAUAAUAAAAAUUUAACAGCA
This is a messenger RNA of Monodelphis domestica (gray short-tailed opossum), 1575 nucleotides long. RefSeq names its product zinc finger protein 569-like. The record is from RefSeq and is a predicted model, not a curated record. Gene Ontology annotation, biological process: regulation of DNA-templated transcription. Lineage: Eukaryota; Metazoa; Chordata; Mammalia; Didelphimorphia; Didelphidae.